GAUUGGCUGCCCGCGGCGCCGGCCGGCACAUGUGCUGCGUGCGGAGGGGCCGCGGGUUCGAGUCCCGCCGUGUCCGCGCGGUGCCGCCGCCCCCAUGGCGCUGCGCAGCGCCCUGGCCGUGCGCAUCGUGGAGGGCAGGGACCUGCCCGCCAAGGACAUCACGGGGAGCAGUGACCCGUACUGCAUCGUGAAGAUCGACAAUGAGCCCAUCAUCAGGACUGCCACGGUGUGGAAGACGCUGUCCCCGUUCUGGGGGGAGGAGUACGAGGUGCACCUGCAGCCCACCUUUCACAGCGUCUCCAUCUAUGUCAUGGAUGAGGACGCGCUCAGCCGUGACGAUGUGAUCGGGAAGGUCUGCAUCACCCGCGCCAUGCUGGCAGAGCACCCCAAGGGGUACAGCGGCUGGGUGAGCCUCAGCGAGGUGGAUCCCGACGAGGAGGUGCAGGGGGAAAUCCACCUCUGCGUGGAGCUCCUGGAGGGCGAGGGUGGCCGGCGGCUGCGCUGCACCGUGCUGGAGGCCAGGGAUUUGGCCAAGAAGGACCGGAACGGAGCCUCUGACCCCUUCGUCCGUGUGCGCUACAACGGCAAGACACAGGAGAGCACCGUGGUGAAGAAGUCCUGCUACCCGCGCUGGAACGAAUCCUUCGAGUUCGAGCUGCCCGAGCCCGCCGGGGAGAAGCUGUGCGUGGAGGUGUGGGACUGGGACCUCGUCAGCAAGAACGACUUCUUGGGCAAGGUGGUGUUCGGCAUGCAGGGGCUGCGGGCGGCCGGGCGGCAGGAGGGCUGGUUCAGGCUGCAGCCCCACAGCUCCAAGCCGAGGGAGGACGGGCGCCGAGGCAGCCUGGGCUCGCUGCAGCUGCAGCUGAGGCUGCGGGAUGAGACGGUGCUGCCCUCGCACUGCUACCAGCCCCUGGUCCAGCUCCUCUGCCAGGAGGUGAAGUCGGGGUGCCAGGACGGCCGGGUACACCUGGUCACCCUCCUCGAUGAAACCACCACGGCCGAGUGCCGGCAGGAGGUCGCCGUCAACUUGGUGAAGCUCUUCCUGGGCCAAGGGCUGGUGAAGGAGUUCCUGGACCUGCUCUUUGAGCUGGAGCUGGCCAAGCCCUGCGAGCCCAACACUUUGUUUCGGAGCAACUCCUUGGCCUCAAAGUCGAUGGAGUCCUUCCUCAAGGUGACGGGGAUGCAGUACCUGCACGCGGUUCUGGGGCCCAUCAUCACCCGUGUGUUCGAGGAGAAGAAGUACGUGGAGCUGGACCCCAGCAAGGUGGAGAUCAAAGACGUUGGGUGCUCGGGGCUGCACCGGGUGCAGACGGAGAGCGAGGUGAUGGAGCAGGGCCGCCAGCAUCUCCAGUCCUACCUCGGGGAGCUGCUGGACACCAUCAGCAAGUCGGCCCCCACCUGCCCCCCCGUCAUCCGCGCCGCUUUCCGGCAGCUCUUCCAGCGCGUGGGGGAGCGCUUCCCAGAGCACCAGCACGCCAAGUUCGUGGCCGUCACCAGCUUCCUCUGCCUCCGCUUCUUCUCGCCGGCCAUCAUGACCCCCAAGCUCUUCCACCUGCGGGACGCGCACGCCGACGCGCGCACCAGCCGCACGCUGCUGCUCCUGGCCAAGGCCAUCCAGAUGGUGGGCAACAUGGAGCCGGCAGCGGGAAGGGCCAAGGAGGCCUGGCUGGCCCCACUGCAGCCCGCCCUGCAGCAGGGUGCCAGCCAGAUGAAGGCCUUCAUCACCCGGCUGGUGGGGACGGAGGAGGAGGAGGACGGUGGCGAGGGGAGGCUGCGGAGCCCCCCUGCUGCCGUGGUGAAGGAGGGGCUGCUCUUCGUCCACAAGACGCGGGGCAAGGGGCCGCUGCUGUCGUGUGCUGCCAAGAAGCUCCACUUCUGCCUCACCGGGGAGGCCCUGAGCUUUGCCAAGAGCCCUGGGGCAGAGAGGAUCGGCUCCAUCGCCCUGGCCAACAUCCGUGCGGCCGAGAAGGUGGAGGAGAAGAGCUUCGGGAGCUGCCACGUCAUGCAGGUCGUCUACGUGGAGGAGAACGGGCAGCAGGAGACGGCCUACCUGCAGUGCAAGUGCGUCAACGAGCUGAACCAGUGGCUGUCCGCCCUGCGCAAGGUGUGCGGCAACAACCCCCAGCUGCUCUGCGCCUACCACCCCGGCGUCUUCAGGGGGGACAAGUGGACCUGCUGCCACCAGAAGGACAGGACGGGGCUGGGGUGCGACCGGACCCGGCACGGUGUCACCCUGCAGGACUGGAGUGACCCCCUGGAUCCCGACGCAGAGGCACAGCGCCUCUUCCAGCACCUCCACGGCCUCCAGCAGCCCCUCAGGGAGAAGUACUGGGAGUUGGUGAAGAUGGAGGACCCCCAGAAUGACCCCCAGGUCUGCAGUGAAGGUGCCCCAGUGCCCCCGGGGCUGAGCCAGCUCUUUGAGGUGCUGCAAGACCUGGAGGGCUGCCACCGCCUGCUGUCCCCCAGUCCCCCCACAUCCCCUGCCCUGCUGGAGCUGCAGACGUGAGGGGUGUGGGCAGGGAGACCUCUGUUGUGGGUGGUGGCAAUAAAGGCACUUUGUUCCCUGCA
Messenger RNA from Anas platyrhynchos (mallard), 2568 nucleotides. RefSeq names its product ras GTPase-activating protein 4. Lineage: Eukaryota; Metazoa; Chordata; Aves; Anseriformes; Anatidae. Gene Ontology annotation, biological process: intracellular signal transduction; regulation of GTPase activity. The record is from RefSeq and is a predicted model, not a curated record.